AGCUCUAACCGAGAUCACUGGGAGCGAACAGCUCAGAUUACUGAAGCAGAUCAUUGCUUAUUCUCCAUGCAACUCUUAUCUUUAACAGUAUUGUAGAAAGGACCCUAAUGGGGGUAAUACUGAUUUUGCAUAAACAGGGCUAUUCUUUGCUGUAUUUUUCUGUAAACUGUUUUUGAAUUUACCCACAAGUAUAUCUAUUUAAAAUUACAAUGUGUAAACUGUUGACUAAAUUGACAUGCUUAAAUGCUUACACUACCUUGUGUCAUUUUGAAAUCAACAGUAAACAUAAAUUUAAUUGCAAUAUAUUUAUAUUUCAGUACAUAUCAAUAAUAUGUCAAACUAUUCACACAUGUAUUUCUAAUUGGGCAAAGCCUAUACAAAAGGAAAAAAUGAUUGCUUUUUUGAUACAUAGAUUCAGAAUGAACCUAAAGUGUCUUCACUGCCUUAAAAUUGUCUGUUUUCUUCCAUUUACAGCCUGUUUCCGUCUUUUCAACAAAGGACAUCCAGACAUGAAGACAUUUGAGAAACAAAUGGAGGAAGUUGUGAACAAAUAAUGGCCGACAAGACUGGUCCUAUGAUAGCCUCUGUGCCAAAUCAGUCUGUUACAAAUCUUACCACUGUCCAAUGGGAGCCCAAUCCUACCGUGCCUGCUGAUGCGAGCGUUGUCACAAGCUCCCAGUCACAGAUCAAAGACCUUUUUGGGUUGUUCUGCAUGGUGACCCUUAACCUCAUUGCUUUGUUGGCCAAUACGGGCGUGAUGGUGGCCAUUGCUCGUGCGCCUCAUCUGAAAAGGUUUGCUUUUGUGUGUCACCUCUGUGCAGUGGACCUGCUGUGUGCCAUCCUCCUCAUGCCUUUGGGGAUCAUAUCCAGCUCACCAUUCUUUGGCACUGUGGUGUUUACCGUUCUGGAGUGUCAGGUUUACAUCUUUCUCAAUGUUUUCCUCAUCUGUCUGUCUAUCCUCACCAUCACGGCCAUCAGUGUGGAGCGUUACUUCUAUAUCGUACACCCGAUGCGUUAUGAAGUCAAGAUGACCAUCAACCUCGCUAUUGGCGUAAUGCUCCUAAUCUGGGUUAAGUCAGUCCUCCUGGCUUUGGUCACAUUGUUCGGGUGGCCAGCUUAUGGACAUCAGAGCUCCAUUGCUGCAGCUCACUGUUCUCUCCACGCGAGCCACAGUCGUCUGAGAAGAGUAUUUGCUGUGCUCUUCAGUGUGGUUUGUUUCCUACUUCCUUCAGUGGUUAUCUUUGCUGUUUACUGUGCUGUGUACAAGGUAGCUCGUUCUGCAGCCCUGCAGCAAAUCCCCGUUGUGCCAACGUGGGCAAAUGCGAGCCCUGCCAAGGAUCGCUCUGACUCCAUCAACAGCCAGACCACCAUGAUCACAACCACCCGAAAUCUGCCCCAAAGACUAUCUCCAGAAAGGGCCUUCAGUGGAGGCAAGGCUGCACUUACUUUGGUUUUCAUUGUGGGCCAGUUCUUGGUUUGUUGGUUGCCCUACUUUAUCUUCCACCUGCAAAUGUCUCUGACAGGCUCCAUGCAGAGCCCCGGGGACUUAGAAGAGGCAGUCACCUGGCUCGCUUAUUCCUCCUUUGCAGUUAAUCCAUUCUUCUAUGGCCUGUUGAACAGACAGAUCAGAGAGGAGCUGGUAAAGUUUCGACGUUGCUGCUUGACCCAGCCUGCGGAGUUUGGGGCAUCCAGCCACGAGGGUUCCCUUCAGGAGAACUUCCUCCAAUUCAUCCAGAGGACCAGCAGCACAGCUGAAACCCACUCCAGCUGUGCCAAUUCUAGUCCCAGAAACACUAUAGACAACAGGAUAAAGAUCCCUGGACAAAUACCUGAGGAACAUGCCUAA
Molecule: messenger RNA, 1846 nt
Organism: Xiphias gladius (swordfish)
Lineage: Eukaryota; Metazoa; Chordata; Actinopteri; Istiophoriformes; Xiphiidae
Gene: gpr61l
Product: G protein-coupled receptor 61-like
Exons: 1
Coding region: 554-1846 (430 amino acids)
Biological process (GO): G protein-coupled receptor signaling pathway
Cellular component (GO): signaling receptor complex; endosome; plasma membrane
Molecular function (GO): G protein-coupled receptor activity
Source: RefSeq, a predicted model, not a curated record